AUGCCCGUCUCCAGGACUCUUAUCCUGCCCCCACGCAAGGCCCCGCCUCCAGGACGCCACGAACCUGGACGCUUCCAAGGCCCCGCUUCCAGGAUCGCCCUAUCCUGGCCACGCCCCAGGACCCGCCAACCUGGACUCUCCCCAGCACCUGCCCUAACGGCGCUUAUCCUGGCCCUACCCCAGGCCUCGCCCUCAUGUCGCUCAUCCUGGCCCCACCCCAGGCCCCGCCCUCAUAACGCUCAUCCUGGUCUCGCCCUAGGGUCCGCUCCCACGAAGCUCCUCCUGACCCUAUCCGCGGGCCCCGCCCCCUGUCUGCCCCCGCGCACUGCCCUGGGCCCGCCCCCUCUUCAGUCCAGGCCCGGCUUCCGCCCGGUCUCCCGGCAACGCUGCGGCCCCGACCACGUCAUGGCGCCCGAGGAGAACGCGGGGAGCGAACUCUUGCUGCAGAGUUUCGAGCGCCGCUUCCUGGCUGCGCGCGCACUGCCCUCCUUCCCCUGGCAGGUGGGCGGUGGGGCGGAGAGGCCCGCGGGGCUCUCUGGAGUCCAGGGGCAGACGGGAUGGGUCUCCGUGGUGAAGCCCCCGGCGUUCCUGCCACGUGAGUGCCUGGGAUCCCGCCGGUCAGGGCCGCGCCACCCGGUCCCCGUCCCUGGGGCCUGGCCAGAGUCGCUCGCACCCCUCCUGCCCCGCGGGCUGGCGGCGGAAGCUGGGUGCGUCUCCACUGUCUUGGGGGGCAGACGCGCGCUCGGUGUGGGGUACAGUUCACGAUGAUUUUCACGACUUUUUAAAGGCAGUAAUCGUUCUGGUCACUGGGACACAGCUGCCCUCGCCCAUUCUAAAAAGUCAGCGCCCUCAGGACCGCGGGUAACCACGUCCUCCUGAGCGCGUUGACCAGGUCACAGGCUGUCCCUUGUGCCUCAGUGUUCUCAUCUGUAUGUCGAGCACCGCACAGAAUCGGCUCAUGCGCUGAGGCUCUGACGCCUGUGAUGGAAGAGUCAGAGAAGGGGGUGGCCUCUCGUCCCUCUGGGGACCUGCCAUUCUCAGCACAGGCGCAUGGCAGGCAGCAGCCUCCCUUAUGCCAGCAGAGGGGCUUAAUGCACCCCGCCCCAUUUGUAAUUCAUGUGCGGUGAGCUCACUGGGAUGAGUCAGUGUGGAUAUAUAUUCCUCCCUAGGUCUGCCCCGUUUUAUGGGGUGUUGCUUAAUCAUUUGCGUUAUUCCAUUGACAAAAUAUUUAGCACUCAGAGAUCUUUCCUGGUCAGGAGAAAUUUGUGCAUUUUUAACCCAAAAUAGAAACCUUCAUAAAAGCAUCAUAGGUCUCCAUUCAGUAUUGACUAUAAUUGUUCACAUGCCCAUGCUGAAUGCUAAGUUGGGCUCACCCUCAACACCCACGAGGUGGGUACUAUUAUUAUCACUCGCAUUUGACGAGAGGGAUUGUUUGAUUAG
Nomascus leucogenys (northern white-cheeked gibbon) is the source of this 1440-nucleotide messenger RNA. Its product is annotated as formin-like protein 5. The coding region runs from base 1 to 768 and encodes 255 amino acids. The record is from RefSeq and is a predicted model, not a curated record. The transcript has a single exon. Lineage: Eukaryota; Metazoa; Chordata; Mammalia; Primates; Hylobatidae.